AUGGUUACGCAGAAGGCGUUGUAUGAAACAAAAAUGCUGGACGGAAAGAAAGAGACCCGAAGAUUUUGUGCAGUGAAGGCGGAUGGUUGCAAGGAGAAAAGGAAGACGGAGAGAGGAAGAGAGACUGGAACAAGGGUGGUUGGGAAAACACAAGAAUAUGGAUGGAGAAGACAGACGCACACGCAGGCACACACAGACACGUACACAUGGAUCACAUUCACACACGAACUCGAUGGGCACAGGGCACGCAUCGAGUCGAGUCUCGGUUCAUCUACAUCCACCUCUACCUCUACCUUUACCUACUUCAGGGCAUUGGACUUGUUGAAGUUCUAA
Molecule: messenger RNA, 333 nt
Organism: Neurospora crassa OR74A
Lineage: Eukaryota; Fungi; Ascomycota; Sordariomycetes; Sordariales; Sordariaceae
Exons: 1
Coding region: 1-333 (110 amino acids)
Source: RefSeq, a predicted model, not a curated record